AUGUUCGGCCCUGAUCGGUGUCCGAAGAUCAAACUCUCGCCCGAGGACCGCGAGCUGUACGACAAAGCCGCGCGGAAGUUCCUGCAGGACACUAUGUCCGAGCGUGCCAAGUUCAACGCCAUGAACAUCGAAUCGCAGCACUGGGCCUUCGUCAAGCGCCGCAAAGAGGUCAGCGUCUUCAGUAGCGUACCCGGAUCGACGAACAAGUCGACCACCAUCAUGGUGGGAACAGGCCUCAUUGACGGCCGACUGGAAGACGUCAUGGAAGGGCUCUACUGCGAUAGGACCGACGAUCUUCGCACCGCACUGGUGUUAACGGGCUACAACGUCAAGGACGGGUCCAAGCUCAUCGUGCACGAGCGGUGUACGCCUGAAGACCCGUUCCGAUGCGCUGGCAUCAAGUGGUUCGCCGGUAGGUGUGCGUGGGGGUUGCAACACCGCCGUGACGUGCUAAUCUACGAGCGGAUGGGGACUACGACCGACGCGCUUGGUAAUGAGCUCACUUACCACACGUUGCAGUCAAUCAAGCGGCCGGAGUGGCCGUCAGAAUCCACGCCCGGCAUGCAGCGCCAACACACAGCGUCAUGCUACCUCUAUAUAUUGUUGUGCGCUUGCACCAACAAGACAGAGAUUUUCCUGUGGGGUUCCAUCCUCAAAUUCGGCUGGGCGCCCGAGAAGGCCAUGCAGCUCGGCAUUGCCAGCACGUGGCUCAACGUCGUCCGCAGUCCUCGCGGCGGCCGGGCCAAGAAAUUCAGCGCGCUCAUGGACGAAGCCGACAGCCACCAGUGGAUGCCAUUCAGCACGAAUUGCCACGGCUGUUACCGCCGCAAACCGAAGCUCGGGUCGUACGCGCUUUGCUCCGGCUGUCACCAGAGCGUGUGCGAGGACUGCUCCGAGCAGCACUAUAUUUUCGAGUUGGGCAAGUCCGGCAAAGCCAAGGAGCAGUGGUUCUGCGCGCUGUGUGUCAAGAACGUCACGGGCGAUAUUCAUCUGGGCCCAGGGCUGAGCUCGUCGGGUUUGGGUUACUACGACGCAAGCGUGUGCUCGACCGUUAGCAUGGGCAUGAGCAGCAGCGGCCGAAGCAGUCGCAGUGACAGCUUUCUCAGCCGCACGUUCAGCUUCAAGCGACCAAUGGAUCCGUUCCGCCCACGCGUGUCUCCUUCCGGCGAUAAAGCCCCCGGAGAGCUGACCUCGAUUGGUAGAUCCCCCGGCGGCACAUGCGUGCCACGACAGCGACGUGCGUAG
Molecule: messenger RNA, 1245 nt
Organism: Phytophthora sojae
Lineage: Eukaryota; Oomycota; Peronosporomycetes; Peronosporales; Peronosporaceae
Exons: 3
Coding region: 1-1245 (414 amino acids)
Source: RefSeq, a predicted model, not a curated record